Molecule: messenger RNA, 321 nt
Organism: Echinostoma caproni
Lineage: Eukaryota; Metazoa; Platyhelminthes; Trematoda; Plagiorchiida; Echinostomatidae
Source: the annotation of a GenBank genome assembly
AUGUUACACGCAUCGUGCCUGGAUGCCGUGGACGAAGGAGUCGAGUCUGUCCGUGAGGGCGAUGCAGCAGACGAUAUCCCUGCCCUUUAUUUCAUGUGCUUCUGCUGUGGUGUAGCUGCUGGAGCUGCUCUUCUAAGUGGAGUGGAAAUGACAUCUGCGUACAAAGGAACCAGUUUCACAGCAGUGGCCGGCGUUACGGGGGUUAGAGAGUUUUUUGCCAGUGUCACUUGGAGAAUAUCGAUCAGCUUUUCUGGCCGCAGUGGAACAGGUACAAGUGCGACUGCGAGUGGUAGAUACAAAUGCACUGAACUGCAAAAAUAG